AAUCUGGGCCAGUCGUUGAUAUGGAUUUUUCCAAGCCAAAUCACAACAAAACAACACGGACAGUCGAGCCUCAGCCUACCAAAGAGAUCAAGGAGCCAAAUCACAGUGAUUUUAUUGCAUUCCUUGCUGAUGUGCAAAAGGUAAACCCCACCACCGUCUUACUCAGUGUAGUGCCAGAGUUUUCUACAGCCACAGAGGAACCAACCCCUCUACACAUGCCCAUACCUCUUACUACACUACUAUACAAACCCGAGUAUAGAACCAUGUCAACACCAGACUUUCAAAGAGAAGUUGAUAAAGUGUUCCUCAGCCUUAAGAUAACUGAAUCUGAAAGUGCUGGUCUGGAGAUGUUCACCAGAAGACAGCAGUUGAGUGAUGACUGGCUGGAACAGAGAAAGGGGAGGAUAACAGCUUCAACGCUAUUCCGUGUUCUCCACACUGACCCCACAUCACCUGCUCCCUCCCUUGUCAAAAGUAUAUGUGGGCUGUCAUCAUUUACUUCCAAAGCCACUGCACAUGGGAUUAAGUUUGAAAAGAAGGCCCGUAAGAUGUAUGUGAAAGAGAAAUCAACUCAACACACCAAAUUCAGGUACUCAUCCUCUGGGUUGAUCGUUAACCCUUUGUACCCACAUCUCGGGGCUAGUCCCGAUGGUAUCAUCAGCUGCAGCUGUUGCAGCGAAAAGGGUCUGCUGGAGGUGAAAUGCCCCUAUAAGCACAGGAUGGUCCACCCAGUGGAAGCUAGCCAGAUUGACCCAGAUUUCCCCAUUGAAUUUGAAGUUGGAAAUGGUGAGAUCAUUGGCUCAUCCCUCAAACAAAACCACCCCCACUACACCCAGAUCCAGUGUCAGCUGUCUAUUUGUGAAAAGAGUUACUGUGACUUGAUGAUGUUCACCUUCCGUGGUAGCAUAGUUACCAGAGUGUAUAGAGAAGACAAUUUUAUUCCAAAGCAUUUGGACAGGAUAAAUGCUGUAUACAAAUCUGGAAUACUUCCAGAACUUAUGACACGCCAAUAUAGAGAUGUGAUAUGUGACCCCUGUGGCCCAUCAUCCGGUACCUCGUCCAGCUCAACAUCCAGCUCUACUCCAGCCACUCAAAGGGCACCUCUCUCAACUAAUGUUCCCCAACAAGCACCCACUGAAGCUGCACAAGAAUUGUUUUGUUAUUGCAGGAAACCAGAUGAUGGUUCCGAAGAAAUGGUUGGGUGUGAUUACCAAAACUGUGUGAACCAGUGGUACCAUUUGAGCUGCCUUACAUUAUCAAAAGCCCCCAAGACCAAACUUUGGUUUUGCCCAGAGUGUAAGAGUUUGCAACCGCCUAAGAAAAAGAGGAAGUGAUUUUGUUAGUUUGUUAUAUUUGGCAUAUUGUAUCAUAUCUCUUGUUGUCAGUAAUUUCCUCUGAAGUUUGCAUUUAGUAUGUAUGUAUAUAAUCAUCAAUAUGUCGAAAUGGCUAUUGUUUGCUCUUUCAAGUG
Messenger RNA from Gadus morhua (Atlantic cod), 1468 nucleotides. RefSeq lists its product as uncharacterized. The record is from RefSeq and is a predicted model, not a curated record. The transcript has 4 exons. Bases 21 to 1334 code for a protein of 437 amino acids. NCBI's taxonomy places the organism in Eukaryota, Metazoa, Chordata, Actinopteri, Gadiformes, Gadidae.